AUGGCCACACCGAGGCUGCCAUUCCUGUAUCCGAAUUUGAUGCGCGCGGUGCGAUCAUGCGAACCGAGAACAUACCGCUCACUUAGAAUCCCAUACCGGCCCACUCAACGCUUCCAUACGAGCCAGCAACGGGAGCGCGAUUCCUAUCAGCGGCGAUAUGGUCCAGCUGUCGAACCGAGUACCGCUCCUUCAUUGCGUCCGAAGAAGGGCCCACAUGACCAGGUCCAGGAGGUGCCAGAGGGUCCAUCGGCUGGACACGAGGCUGUAAAUGCCUCCGAGCAGGAGGAAGCUUCGCCGGCAGAGUCACAGUCGGAACCUCCACCACAGGAAGCCGAGCAAGGCACCGCAGAUGUCGCUUCUUCGAGAACCCCAGCCCUAGAGCAACAAACUAAAGCCCAAGCCGAGUCCAGAGAAGACAACCCCCCUACGGACCGGGAACCGCACGAGGAGCAGACAAAGGACAUAGAUGGCGCCGAACAGGAACAGCCUCCCCCUUCUUCUUCGUCUCCUCCUUCCGAAAGCACCUCGGAAGGAAGUACAGAUAAAUCUUCGUUCACAGGCCAAACUCCGUUCGAGGAUGUCCUCCACAUGCCCUCGCCGUCUGUUUACCUAACCCCAACCGGGGAACCCUCCUCCAAAGAUCGCCCACCACAUUUGUCCCCAGCACCGUAUGUGCACCCUUUUGACACAUAUUCGUUGGUACAGGAUCUGUCAAAAGGAGGGUACAGCCAAGAGCAUUCUACUACAAUCAUGAAGGCCGUGCGGGCUAUCCUACAGAACAACCUGUCCCUGGCCAGAGAGAGCCUUACUUCCAAAUCCGAUGUCGAGAAUGAGGAAUAUUUGUUCAAAGCGGCCUGCUCUGAGCUUCAAUCAUCGCUCCAGACAGCUCGCAACUCGGAAAUACAGCAUCAGCGCUCAUCGCGCACACAAUUGCAGCACGAAACGGAUAUAAUCUCGCAGCGUCUCAGCCAGGAACUUGCAGGCAUGAAAGAUGACAUCAAGGGCAUGUUCAAUGAUCACAAGAUGACAACACGAGAGCAGCAGCGGAGUAUCGAUACCUCGGUUCAAGAAUUGAACUACAAGAUCACCGUGUCGCUGAACAGCGAUGGAAAGAGUGAGAUCGAAGGUCUUCGAUGGAUUUUGACCAGACGCGCUGCUUUGACGAUUGCCAUCUGUGCUUUCAUGAUCAUCGUCUUCUUGAAGUAUGCUUCCACGCGCAAAGUGCCCGAGCCCAAGCAAGUCAAGGAAGCCGAGAAGCCGCCCGUCAAAGAAACCACCACUGAAACCCGAGUCGUCCAAGAUGGUGCAAUUCAGGCAGCCGUUCCAUCCGCUGACGGACAUCUCGGCGAAUCCCUUGGUUGA
This is a messenger RNA of Penicillium verrucosum, 1362 nucleotides long. RefSeq names its product CCDC90 family protein. Gene Ontology annotation, cellular component: mitochondrion. Lineage: Eukaryota; Fungi; Ascomycota; Eurotiomycetes; Eurotiales; Aspergillaceae. The coding region runs from base 1 to 1362 and encodes 453 amino acids. The record is from RefSeq and is a predicted model, not a curated record. The transcript is spliced from 2 exons.